UCAGCAUGCUUUUACUGGUUGAAUUUUGGAUAUACAAUAAAAUAAAAUGGCAAAGUCUGGUAUUAAUGGGGACGAGAAUUAUUAGUCUGAUUCCAUAAGUAGAAAAGUAGAUUUAUCCCCCUUGCAUCAACUGAAAGCAGGAAGACAUCGCCUUUAAGAGGGAAAGUAAUAUUUCAGCAGCCAACUACAAGUUUGUCUCGUUUAAAAGUUAAAGACAUUCCAUUAGGGGUCUUCAUGCUACCUGAAAAGAAAAAGAAGAGUCAGCAGCAACACAGUACAAAUGAGGUUGAGAUAAUAAAGGCCGCUGGAUAUAGAUUAACAGCCAAAUAAGAUGGCUACAGAGAGGCUACUGAAGUCAAUACUACACCAAGCUCAAACAGAUGGAAAUACUGGAGAAAUCAUUAAAACAUUGUCAGCACAAGAUAAGAAGAAGGCUUUACGUAUAGCUGCCAGAGAAGGGUUGUAUAAGGUUCUGAUUUUUCUAUUGGACCAUGGUAUUGAUGUUGAUCGUUAUAAAAACCACCUGAUACACCUUCUUUUAGAUAGCUAUAAACGAUAUGACAAUACAUAUAUGCAUGAUUUGUUACAAUGUGUAAUUAAAUUAGUUGAUGCCGGUGUAGACGUUAACCAGUUGAAUGAACAUUUAGAGACAGGUUGUUCUGUAGCUGCUAGUUACAGAUUGUAUGACGUUUUGAUGUAUCUGUUACAAAAUGGAGUAGAUGUACAUGAUGUUGAUAGAUUUCAACGCAACAUUCUUCACUAUGUAUUGGGUUGUAUGCAUUCCCUUGUGAAAUAUGACGAGCAAUAUAAAACUAUAAAACUCGUUACGACUUUAAUAAACAUGAAAUCAGACAUAAACCAACCUGACUAUGAAGGUAAUACCCCGUUGUUCUAUGUCGGUAUAUACAUCCCUUCUAAUGACAUUCCCCCACUGAACCUUGGAAAAGCGCACGCGAAAAUAAUGAAAUUAGAGACAGAACAGGACCCCUAUUUUCUAUUAAAAUGUAGAUUGAUUAACAUGUUGUUAGAAGCUGGCUGUAACGUGAACCACCAAAACAAACUUGGAGUAACGGCCUUAAUGCACCAUAUACAACUCCAAGCUGAUAUCAGUCUAUUAAAACUGUUAAUUCCACAUUCUGAUCUAAGUUUAUCUGAUAAUAAUGGUAAUACAGCAAUAAGUUAUUGUGUUCAAUAUCACAUGAUCAGUUCUACACCCGUCUUUAAACUUUUAGUAGAUUCGGGUUCAGAUCUGAUGUCCUGUAACAAUGGAGUUAAGUUAUUCCAUGAUAUUUUAAAAUGUAAGAGAUUGGGAGUGUUCCGUUAUUACAUUGGACUAAAGUUGGUUGUUAAUGGUGUUACAGCUGAAGGGGAAAAUAUGCUUCAUCUUUUAGCAGGUGUUAACUAUGAUUAUUCUUCAAACAAGUUUAACUGGUUGUUAAAUAACGAGCUAGAUAUUAACCACCCCUGCUCUAAAACCAACACACCGACUAUGAUAGCUGCCUUUUUAUUAAACAGUAAAUAUUUAGAACUAGUUACACGUCACCCUAGACUAAAGGUCAAUACACAAAAUAACCAGGGUUAUACAGCUCUUCAUCUGUGUAUCAUUGGCUUUACGAUGUUUAAAGAUGGCUUAAACAAGAGACAGGUAAAUAGUGUUGUUAAGAAUUAUUGUAGACAGAUAUAUCCAAUAUACAUGGCUUGUAUUGAUACUUUACUUGGAGUUGAUGGAAUAGAUGUAAAUAUUCCAGAUAAUGGGGGUAAAACUAGUUUAAUGAUGGCUGCUAUGAAAAAUGACAGAGUUCUUACGAGGAAACUACUCCAGGCUGGUGCCAUAGUUAACACGUUAGACUAUUCAGGAAGAUCAGCUAUACAAUAUCUUGAUAUUUAUCAGAGUGUAUUUGAUUUGACUUGUUUUAAAUUACUUCUAUCUAAUGGCAAUACUGGUCUUCUCAAUUUAACCUGUAUUGGUGGUAACACGAUUAUCCAAACAGCCUUGUGUUUUCCCCGCUUCUGGGAACCAUACCACGUCGUUCGUUUUGUUACAUAUUUAGUUGCUGAAAACUGUUGUGUUCAGACUCUCGUUACGUCUUCAGUUAAAAGUAGCUAUAAUCAAAUUGGUCUUACUGAUCUAAGUAGUUCAGAUAGAGAUAAACUGAGAAAACUGUUAUAUUAUAGUGGCGCCCAAGGGGAGGAAAUUAUGACAACAUUAAACUUUGAUGAGGAAGAUAAACCAUAUGAAGACAACGACACAAUUGGCUCACGAGGCAGAGGGCAAUUCGCUAGCUUCUGUAAUAAUAUAUCUCUUAAGUCUAUUUGUAGAAGAAACAUCAGACAGCUUCUUGGAUUGGGAAUAAAUGAAAAUGUUAAGGAUCUAGAUUUACCUUAUGAAUUAAAUGGUUUUCUUCUACUAAAAGAUGUCCUUCGGUCACAAGAGUACAACUUAGACCAGAUUGAUGAUGGCUGUAAUUAUUUUGAUGAUGAUGAUGAUUAUGAUGGUUAUGAUAUAGAUAAAGAGAGCGAUGAUGAUUAUAGUCAAUAUAAAUACCAGUAUUUUACUCUCAAUACAGAUGAUAAACUAAGGCAAGAUUUCAUAAAAACAUCAUUAUUUCCUAAUGGUGAGGUUGAUGAUGAUGAAGGUAGUGAUGAUUUUGCUGAUGGUGGUGCAGCUGCUGCUGAUGAUAAUGAUAAUGAUAAUGCUGAUUAACAUUAAACCAUAUCCGAGGUGACUCCAGUGUUUGUUUUGGCGUAUUCUGACGAGCGAUAAACUACAGUAGUUUUUUGAUAAUUACCGUCUCCCUAGUUUUUGUGUAAGCCCACAAUAAUAAUAAAAAUAUUAAGAAUUUGUUCAAAUAUUUGACUAAUAGUUAUAACUGAUAGCAAAUUAGAAAUUAUCGAUUUAAUUGAUAUACACACAUGUUAUGUGUACAUAUUAUGUUGUCAUAACCCCUGUCCUUUCUCGUUUGCUCAUAUUUCUGGAAACAUUCUGUACUACAAAUUGCUUUCAAAGACAAAAACAUGUUGAUUUAUGUAAUGUUUCAACUUUGUUACACCAAAAUUUAAGAAUAAUUAUAUGAUAAAAAGAGAUAAAAUGUUUAUUGAAAGA
Patella vulgata (common limpet) is the source of this 3103-nucleotide messenger RNA. Its product is annotated as putative ankyrin repeat protein RF_0381. Gene Ontology annotation, molecular function: protein binding. The record is from RefSeq and is a predicted model, not a curated record. The coding region runs from base 332 to 2704 and encodes 790 amino acids. Lineage: Eukaryota; Metazoa; Mollusca; Gastropoda; Patellidae. The transcript is spliced from 4 exons.